UCUUUUCUCUGUAGGUGUUAGAUUAUGAGGCCGUAGGUACUUUGAAGUGUUUCCUCUCUCCACAGUCAUUCUCACGAGAGCUGGGUGACUUGGGCAGCUAACUUGAGUGACUCUCUUCAGUGAAGUGUCUUUAUGAGGAGGAGUCCUAUUCAUCAACGCUAACGUUUUCUUGAUAUAUAUGGAGAAAAUAGAAAAUCUCUCAUCUGAUUUGUCACUGAAGAUUUUUGGUGAUUUCCUCUGUUACUCUUAAAAGGUAAAAGGGAGCGUGAUUGGUGGUUAUCAGAAACCCUCCUAUCUAUCUCUUGCUUUAGGGCAGAUGGGAAGACUGCAGAGAGCAAAUAAUUUGAAACUUGAUCAAACACAGUGUGUGUAUGACAGAGGGACAUGAAGAUUUGUCUGACACUCAUUAUUCUCACUUGCAUCGUCACUAUGACCACAUCUGACACUGGAAAUGUUAGGUUGGUGAAUGGUUACAGCCGCUGCAGUGGGAGAGUGGAGGUUUUUCAUAGAGGUCAAUGGGGAACAGUGUGUCAUUAUAACUGGGACUUGACUGAUGCUGCAGUGGUGUGUAGAGAAAUGGACUGUGGAGAGGCUUUACGUGCAGUUGGAUAUGCUUACUUUGGACCAGGAUCAGGACUAAUCUGGAUGGGUAAUGUGAGCUGUAGUGGACCAGAAUCUACUCUGAAGACCUGUGUUUCAAGAGGAUGGGGUGUUCAUAGUUGUGACCAUAGAUUUGAUGCUGGAGUCAUCUGCUCAGAUAUUGGGAGUGUUCGCUUGGUGGAUGGUAACAGUUCUUGUAGUGGAAGAGUGGAGGUUUUACAUGAUGGACAGUGGGGAACAGUGUGCAGUUAUAACUGGGACACAACUGAUGCUGCAGUGGUGUGUAAACAGCUGGACUGUGGAGAGGCUUUACAAGCACCAAGAGAUGCUCACUUUGGACCAGGAUCAGGACCAAUUUCCAUGGGUAAUGUGAGCUGUACUGGAUCAGAAUCUACUCUGAAGAGCUGUGAAUCAAAUGGAUGGGAUGCACUUAAGUGUUUUCAUAUUCAUGAUGCUGGAGUCAUCUGUUCAGUUUCACAGACAGAAAGGAGACCAGCACAAUCAACAUCGAUCACUCCUCCACAAACUCCUGCAGCAGCUUCUCUCUCCAUACCUCCAGUGGUUGUGAUUGUACUGGGAUCUGUGCUCUUACUGCUCUUACUGCCACUCAUUAUACUGAUUCAGCAGAACAGAGCGAUGAGGAGAGCUGUGUCUAACAUGAGACGCAGGACUUGGACUGAGGCAGAUUAUGAGAAGAUUGAUCACAGACGUACAACCGAGGCCUUUUAUAAGGAGAUUGAUCACAGAGACGAUCUCAUAUCUCAAAGGGGAGCCUGAUAUGAAAGUGGUCAUGGACUUCAAGUCAAGUCAAUUGUAUUUGUAUGGCUCUUUUCACAACACACAUCAUUUCCAAACAGCUUUGCAGAAAAUUAUAAUGUAAUGGUUUAGGGGUCAAUUGGCUAUGUGUAGCAUAUUUUAUACAUAAAUUGCUAAACUGAGUUUGUUUUUGGUGUGCAAAAUUUAAGACUAUAGAUACUGAUUGAUACUAAAUUGAUUGAUUAUUAUUAUUUUUUAUUUAUUUAUUUAUUUAUUUAUUUUUUUGGUUAUUUUCUAUGAGCUUGCUAAAAUAAACAGCAAGCUCAGUUUUUAUAAUUUAGUUAUUAUCUUUUAAA
Messenger RNA from Myxocyprinus asiaticus (Chinese sucker), 1712 nucleotides. RefSeq names its product deleted in malignant brain tumors 1 protein-like. Gene Ontology annotation, cellular component: membrane. Lineage: Eukaryota; Metazoa; Chordata; Actinopteri; Cypriniformes; Catostomidae. Bases 385 to 1377 code for a protein of 330 amino acids. The record is from RefSeq and is a predicted model, not a curated record. The transcript has 6 exons.